Cherax quadricarinatus is the source of this 2615-nucleotide messenger RNA. NCBI's taxonomy places the organism in Eukaryota, Metazoa, Arthropoda, Malacostraca, Decapoda, Parastacidae. The record is from RefSeq and is a predicted model, not a curated record.
AUCAGUUGAUUAGCAGAGGUAUGAUAAAGCUCACGGUUCAGGGAGAGUGACCUAGUAGCGACCAGUGAAGAGGUGGGGCCAGGAGCUUGGACUCGACCCCUGCAACCUCAACGAGAAGUUUUGUCAAGCCAAUACAAGCAGCGCCUGGACAUACAAGGGUUUUAAUCAGCACACUGAAGAAACAGAUCCUGAACGGAUUACUCAGAUCAUAAAUCGGGCCAUUGAAGAUGGGAAAUGGAUCGUGAAGAAGUACUCAAAGGUCCAAGAAUAAAUCUGCAGCAAGGAAGCAUAUUUUUAACAGAUAACUAUGGAAAAACUUAUUGAAGAAUUACCAUUGGAAGCAUUCCCCAGUCAAUUCUGGGGUGCAGUAAAAAUAUACACAGAGAAGCCACAUAUUAUUAAUCGCCGAAUAUGUGGAACAGUCAAUUUAUGGAUUGGUGUGUCAUAUGAAAAUUUCUCAAGAGAGAACAUGUGCAGAUCUCUUGGUGUAGUCCUUAGCCAUGAUUUUGACAUCGAAGAGGACAAAAAUCUACAAACCCAAGCUGCCAGUAGCACUGAUAAAUCAAAAUGCGAUUAUGAUGUUAAAAAUGUAGAAACAAUUUUCAGUACUUGCAGCAAAAUGGAGCUUGCUCAAAUAGAAGGCAUUAAGAAUAUUCUCUGUAAAUGUGGAUUCAAGAAUAUGCAAGACAUUGGUGCAUCAGAUUGCAAUGAAAAUGUGUCACCAUGUGAGACAAGAGGAAAUGAAGAAGAUGAAUGUAAGCAGUGUGGUGAAUUUCAACUCCCCAGUAAUAAAACUUUGAAAACUAGUCAUCUUGGCAUUCCAUGGGAACACCUGUUAGACACCAAAACUUUAAAAAUUGCUGUGAUCAGGAGAGUACUGCCAAAGCAUCUCAAGAAGUUCAUUCCUCUUAUAGAAGUUGUUCUCAUUGAUAGAGAUGGGGAGAGUGUCAGCUACUUGGCUGGGUCAGGUGGCAGUGGCCCCAGUGUGGUCCCACGCACCAACUACUCAUUUACUUUUACCACCCAUGGGAUUCGUCUCUCAUUUUUUGAGGACAAAGAAGGGAAUACGUCUCCCGAAGUUUGUGCUGGUGUUGUCUGGGUGCAGAAAACAUUUACCCAAGUUGAUUAAAUGGAGCUGAGUAUAGAAGAUGGAAAAGUGGAGGACAGAGGAUCCUUAAAGCUUGUAAACAUUAAGAAUUUUAACCAGUUAUAUCAGCAACUGAAGAUUAAAUAUGGCAAGCCAUUGGUUAAGAUGUGGCCAGAGACAACAGAUCCUCUUAAGCAUGUGUAUGAGGAUAUUGCCAUUGCCACCUAUUUGAUUUUAAUUUGGCAGCAAGAGAGAAAAAAGAAGCAACUUACUUCUUAUCAAACUUUUGUUGACUUAGGAUGUGGUAAUGGUCUUCUUGUCUACAUCUUGUCAAGUGAAGGGCAUCAAGGGCUUGGAAUAGACAUCAAAAAACGUCAUAUAUGGGAUACAUUUCCCAAGCACAUCCAAUUGAAGGAGGGAGCUAUUGAACCAUCUGAUAAGAACCUUUUCCCAGAAUUCGACUGGCUAAUUGGAAAUCAUUCUGAUGAAUUAACUCCAUGGAUCCCUGUCAUUGCUGCAAAAUCUAAACACACAACUCGUUUCUUUGUCAUCCCAUGUUGUGCCCACGACUUUGACUGCAGGUACCGGAGGAAGUAUGCUGGAAGAAGCCAGUAUUCAGACUAUCUGGAAUACAUCAAAGAAGUGGGCAUUGUUUGUGGCUUUGACGUAUGGCAAGACAAACUGAGAAUCCCAUCCACCAAAAGAAUUUGUUUGAUAGGACAGGAGAGAACAUACAGGACAAGGGAUGCUCCUCAGAUUUUUAAAAAUAUAAAUGACUUUAUUAGAAAAAGAAGUGAUGGCGACAGUAAAAAUACAGAGAACCAGGAAAGUCAUGCAAAUGUGAAAAGUCAGAUUAAAAAUCACCAUGAUAUUUUCUGGACAGCAAACUUUAAGGUUCGGGAGGCUGUGCAACCAGUGCGCAACUGUACACAGUUGGAGACUAGUGUCAGAGAAGAUCUAGUGUUAACAGUGGCAAAAAUGCUUAUGGAAAAAAAGCAUGUAGUUGAGGUUGAAAUAAGCCAGAAUAAUUUUGUAACCUGGGACCGCGGAGGCAGAAUGACUCUGAGUGACAUAGCUAAACGCAUGGAACCUCAGCAACUCUUGGCACUCAAGAAGGAAUGUGGAGGCUUACAAACAUUGCUGAAGAAUCACAAACACAUUUUUAACAUCUUACAUGGAGAAGCAAAUCUUCAAAUUCCAAUACCAAUAUGGAAAGCAAAAGUGCCAAGCAGUCGUAUCAAGACAAAACCUUGCUGGUUCUAUGUCAGCCACAUUAUGGGCUGUCCUUUGCCAUCUCAAACAUGUAUAUAUGCUCAUGGUGAUGCAGAUUUGAAAGAAGUUAAUGGCACAAUAAUUUCUAAAUAAUGUAGCUAUUUGAAUAUAGGUAGUGUCUUCUUCUUUCAACAAACCGGCCAUGUCCCACCGAGGCAGGAGGUAGUGUCAUCUUUGUGAAAUAAUCCAGGUAGGGUAAAUCAGAUUAGUUUUCAUAAAUUUGACCAGUUGUAAAUUAAUAAAAUUAAUACAUUUU